UGGUUUUUUGCUAGCUGUGGCCAGCUGUGGUGUGUAGAAUACACGCUGUGCCGACGAGGUCAAGCCGUGGAGCGCAUGUCGGUCAACCUCAGCCGCACGCGCAACUCCUUUGUGCCAGCAAGCGGCACGUGAAUCGACGCGUGCCUGGUGCAGAGCUACAACGAAAGGAAAGAAAGGGAGGAAGAGGAGGGGGGGGGGGGGGAGAGAGAGAUGUGGGAGCGAAGUUUGAAGGGGAGCGAGAUUGGGGGAGGGAGUACGAUGGUGAAGUUGUUCCAUGUGUUGGACGGUGGCCAGGUACGAGACGGCCUCUACGUAGACGGUGGUGGCCAGGUGGCCAGCUCGCAUCGCAGCGUAGCUUGACAGGUAUGAGGGGAGGGGGGCAGUCAAUUUUGAUUGACGUGUAGCCCAGAAUCGUGCCAGUGUAGACCGAGAUAUUUCUGGCUUGCCUGAGAAGGCCACAGCGGGCGCUCGAUUGUGAGCUGAGUUGGGGCUGGCCGGCGCCCGUCGGGAGGUGGGGCUUGGGUUCGAGCCCAGGCUUGGGACCGGGCAGCUGACUCUUGUGCAAGCUGUGCAGCAAGGAGGUGGCUGGGUAUGGGUGGCGUGGACCGGCUGGAGGCGUUUCGGGCUGCGGCGCGGGCGCAGGCACGGGAAGAGGGGCGGGCGGUGGGCGAGACAAUGAUGAGGAAGGCGCGGCGGGCACGGAGCGGGUUCUCGGACGCGACGCUGGCCAUGUACGGAACGCUUGUGGAGAUGGAGUCCGGAAUGGAGGCGCUGCGUGAGGGCGCUCCGACGACCGAGGCUGAAAAGGAUGGAGUGGACAAAGCGCUCGAGACGGCGCUGCAUACGCUCUGCGCCGAGCUCGACGCUCUCGCUGGACGGAUCUCGUCGCCCAAGGCCGAGGCUGCAGUUCCGCCGGCGUUGCGAGCCUUCCAUCUCUCGGUCCUCCGCGCGCUCAACGGCAAGAUGCUCGAGGUUGACGAGGAGCUCAAGGCGCUGCGGGCAGCGCGGGCGGGAGCGGCGGCGCAGAAGGCACGGUUGCAGCUGGACGUGGCGACGCUGGCGUGCGGGGCGCGGGGCGCGGGGAGCGGAACAGGAGCAGGAGCGAGUGCAUACGAUCCUCUGAUGGGCGCUGAGCCUCUCGAGAUCGCGGCCGAAUCGUUUUUUGCUACCGAUGCGGUGGGCGCGAGCGUGGCGGCGAGCACGUCGCCAGCGCUCGCGGCACAACUCGCGGUGGAGAACCGGGCACUGGCCGACGAGGUGGCCACAAUGGUGGACCAAGUCCGCGAGGCCGAGCGCAAGAUGGUUCACAUCCACGAGCUGCACUCGGUCAUGGCCUCGCGGCUCUCUGAGCAGGCGGAGCUCAUUGACGCACUGCUGCACAACGCGUCGGUGUCUGUGGCCAACAUGGAGACCGGCAACACUGAACUCCGCAAGUACCGCGAGUCCUCGGUCUCGUAUCGCAUCUACAUGCUUGCGUUUCUCAUCGGCGCCUCGUUCACGGUCUUGUUCCUGCACUGGUAUGUGGACUGAAUCGCCGAGCUCGAGCACGGCCUUGUUUUUACAGGUUUAGCGCGGCGGUUGGGGCACAAGCCCAAACGGCGAUCACUUGAGCAUGGUGAGGGCCGAGCGGUAGGUUUCGAGGCCGCGGCGGUCCUGGGUGGCCUCUUCUGGGCGGCGCCAGAGCACGAUCUCGUGCUGCUUAAAGUAGCGGCGGUCCUCGG
This is a messenger RNA of Thecamonas trahens ATCC 50062, 1721 nucleotides long. RefSeq lists its product as uncharacterized. NCBI's taxonomy places the organism in Eukaryota, Apusomonadida, Apusomonadidae. The transcript has a single exon. Gene Ontology annotation, biological process: retrograde vesicle-mediated transport, Golgi to endoplasmic reticulum. The record is from RefSeq and is a predicted model, not a curated record. The coding region runs from base 592 to 1530 and encodes 312 amino acids. Gene Ontology annotation, cellular component: SNARE complex; endoplasmic reticulum.